AUGUUGUCUCUAUAUGCGUUUGCAAUGACCUUCUACAACAAAAACAACCCUGUGGUCGCAAAGCGAACCUUCAACGAAGAGGCUUUUAGUAUCAAGUUUGAAAGUAACACUUUAUUGAGGAUUCUUGUCCUCAUGUGUUUCUCUCUUACCAUAACUAUCUCAUCUGGAGCCAACACCAUAUCUGCAAAUCAGUCUCUGUUGGGAAACCAAACGAUCAUAUCCGAAAGAGGCGAGUUCGAGCUGGGUUUCUUCAAAGCAGGUAAGUCUUCCAACUAUUACAUAGGCAUCUGGUAUAAAAAGGUCGAUUCCAAUCCUCCCACCAUAGUUUGGGUGGCUAACCCAGAAACACCCAUCUCUAAUAUAUUCCAAUCAGAAUUAAAAAUCAUAAAUGGUAACUUAGUGCUCUUGAAUGAGUCCAAGUUCCAGAUUUGGUCUACAAAUGUCUCCACCACCACCACUUUGAUGUCUGCAAUAGCUGUUCUUCUUGAUGAUGGUAACUUAGUUUUGAGAGACUCCAGUUCAAAUUCAGUUGUACCUGCAGUUUGGCAAAGUUUUGACCACCCAACUCAUACUUGGUUGCCUGGUGCUAAACUUGCUUAUGAUAAUAGAACCAAAAAUAGCCAGCUUCUUACAUCAUGGAGAAGCAAUGAAGAUCCUGCUGUAGGGCUCUUUUCUUUGGAGCUUGACCCGUCUACUACAGAGUACCUAUGCAAGUGGAAUGGCUCCCAGCAAUAUUGGACGAGUGGGCCUUGGAAUGAGAAUUUGGGCAGAUUUGAUAAAGUACCUGAAAUGAGGUUGAAUUACAUUUAUAAUUUCAGCUAUCAUACAAAUGAGAAUGAGAACUACUUCACUUAUUCUGUGUAUAAUUCUACCAUUAUAUCCAGAUUUAUAAUGGAUAUUUCUGGCCAUGCACAACAACAAACAUGGUUGGAAGCUACCAAAGAGUGGAAUCUGUUUUGGACUCGACCUAGAACACAGUGCGAGGUGUAUGCUUGGUGUGGGGCUUUUGGGAUUUGCAGGCAAACUGAAUUACCGUUUUGUAAUUGUUUGACUGGCUUCAAGCCUAGAUCAGAGAGUGAAUGGAAUCAGAGUGAUUUUUCUGGUGGGUGUGUGAGAAAAACUGAGUUGCAGUGUGGGAGAAAUAUGGAAAAACCUGAUUUUCUGAUGAUUAGUAUCAAGAGUCUGCCUCAAAAUAAAUUCAUGGCAGUUGGAAGUGCCCGAGAUUGUCAUACCACCUGUUUAAACAAUUGCUCCUGUAAUGCUUACUCUUUUGUCGAUAAUAAAUGUUUGGUUUGGGAUGGAGAUAUCUUGAACCUCUCAGAAGACAAUAAUAAUGGGAAACAAGUUUAUGUCAAAGUUGCUUAUAAAGAUCUUCCACAUCAUAACAAGAGUAAUCAGGUCACCAUGGGAGCUGUUGUUGGGUCCAUUGGAGUUGCAGUUUUUGUCUUGGGUCUAUUUUCGCUUUCGGUCUAUAGAAAAAAGAGAAUAUCGGUGGGUAAGACAAGAAUGGAGGGAUCAUUGGUGGCAUUUGCAUACAGAGAUUUAAAAAUAGCAACAAAAAAUUUCUCGGACAAAUUAGGAGGAGGUGGCUUUGGUUCUGUUUUCAAGGGAGUAUUGCAUGAUUCGUCCAUUGUAGCAGUGAAAAAGCUUGAAAGCAUCAGCCAAGGAGAGAAGCAAUUCAGAAGCAAAGUUAGCACAAUCGGUACUAUCCAACACGUUAAUCUUGUACGCCUUCGUGGGUUUUGUGCACAAGGUAACAAUAAGCUGUUGGUCUAUGAUUACAUGAAAAACAUUUCUCUGGACACCCAUCUUUUCCAUGGAAAACAAAUUUUAAACUGGGAAACGAGAUAUCAGAUUGCACUUGGAAUUGCAAGAGGCUUGGUUUAUCUACAUGAGAAGUGCAGAGACUGUAUCAUUCACUGUGACAUAAAGCCAGAAAACAUUCUUUUAGAUGCCGAAUUCUGUCAGAAAAUUGCUGAUUUUGGUUUAGCAAAGCUUGUUGGUCGAGACAUUAGUAGGGUUUUGACGACUAUAAGAGGGACACAAGGGUAUCCAGCACCAGAAUGAUUAUCAGGAGUGGCUGUCACAACCAAAGCGGAUGUUUUUAGCUAUGGGAUGAUGCUUUUUGAAUUAGUUAAUGGUAAGCGAAAUGCAGAGCAAUCUGAAGAUUCAAGGAGUCCAUUCUUCCCUUGUUUAGUUUCUAAUGUUCUGAAGGUGGGAGGUGAUAUCCUUAGCUUGGUAGAUAGUAGGUUAAACAGGGAAGCUAGUGUUGAAGAAGUCUCAAAAAUUUGCAAAGUUGCAUGUUGGUGUAUCCAAGAUGAGGAAGACAGUAGGCCUUCAAUGAGUUUGGUGGAACAGAUCCUUGAAGGGAUUAUGGAUGUGAAUAUGCCUCCGAUCCCUCGAUCUGUCACGUUAUUUGUUGAUAACACCGAGCAUGUUGUUUUCUUCACGGAAUCACCCUCAAAGGGGAGUUCAGAGGUAUACAGUAGCUGUUCCCCCCAGAGCUCCUCUUCUUGA
Lactuca sativa (garden lettuce) is the source of this 2517-nucleotide messenger RNA. Its product is annotated as G-type lectin S-receptor-like serine/threonine-protein kinase At2g19130. The record is from RefSeq and is a predicted model, not a curated record. Gene Ontology annotation, molecular function: protein serine/threonine kinase activity; ATP binding. Lineage: Eukaryota; Viridiplantae; Streptophyta; Magnoliopsida; Asterales; Asteraceae. Gene Ontology annotation, biological process: recognition of pollen; protein phosphorylation.